AUGGGGCUCUUAUCCAACUUCCAGAACCAUGAUUCUUCGUACUUGCUUCUCCAGAGUGUCACCGCUCUGCUCGUAACUGCGAGUGCCUACGGGCUGUAUCGGGGCUAUCAGGUGCGGAGUAUGUUUCAAUCGCUCAAGAAGCAGGGCAUUCCCCUCAUGCCUCACUCCAUGAUCUUCGGCCAUCUCGAAGUAAUCGGGAAGCUCAUGUCUCGUAUCCCAUCCGAUGCGCACGGCGAUUACAUGAUGGUCCUAAUCCAGGAAAACUGGAAGGAGCUCUUUCCCGGUUGCUCCAAAUGCCCCCCUGUGUUGUACAUUGAUCUUUGGCCCUUCGCGCCGCCGAUGUUAAUCUCUAUCAAUCCCGACACAUCGGCUCAGUGCACGCAGGACUAUUCCUUACCCAAGGCAUACCAGCAAAAGCGCACGCUGUACCCGUUGACCCGCAACCGCGACGUCUCCUCGAUGGAAGGGGCAGAGUGGAAGGUCUGGCGCAAGAGACUCAACCCUGGCUUUUCCAUCCAGAAUAUUACCAGCCGGAUCUCCGAUAUCCUGGAAGAGGUUGAGGUGUUUGUUGGUGUACUGGAAGCACGUGCGGGUAAUGAUGGUGCCUGGGGUGAAGUCUUUCCCCUCGAGAAUGCCACCACUAAUCUGGCUAUGGAUGUCAUUCUGCGGUUCUUCUUGAAUAAACGCUUCCACCAACAGACUGGCCCGAGAUCGCCAAUUACCGUCGCCCUCCUCGACACAAUAUCAAGAAUGUAUUUCUACGUCAACAUCUUCAAUUUCUUGUCCUACAUCAGCCCUUGGCGACACUUCAAGCUGUGGCUCAACUACCGGACGCUGUUCAACUCCCUCAGCCCGUUCCUGACAGAACGCAUAAACGAAAUCCAGAAGAACAGCCAGGUCACCAACAAGACCUUGAUCGAUCUCCUCGUUAAAGCCAUGGACGAGGAGAAAGGCACAAACGGAGCAGCGGGCGACCUGUCCACCAACACGGAUUUCCUCGAGACCGCCAUUGGACAAAUCACCACCUUCCUCUUCGCCGGCCACGACACCACCGCAUCAACCAUCUGCUGGCUAUUCCGCCUUCUCGAGCAACACCCGGACAUCCUCUCAAAGCUCCGCGCUGAGCACGACGCCAUCCUGGGCCCAGACCCAAGCCAGGCUGCCGCUGCCCUGCGCGCAAACCCGCAGCUUCUCAAUGCCCUCACAUACACGAACGCCGUGUUGAAGGAGUCCACAAGAGUGCACACCAAUGUCGGCACCAUGCGCCGCGGUGAGCCGGGCUUCUUCCUCACAGGCCCGCCUGGUUCCGGCCCCGAGUGCGAGGGCAAGCAGAUGCCGACGGAUGGGUUCGUAGUCUGGGACGGGAACUUUGCGAUCCACCGGAGUCCGGACGUGUGGCCGCGGCCGAACAAGUUCAUUCCCGAACGGUUUCUAGUGACGGACGAAAAUGACCCGCUACAUCCGCCGAAGAACGCGUGGCGGUUUUUUGAGCUCGGACCGAGAGGGUGUAUUGGGCAGCACUUGGCUAUGGUGGAGAUCAAGCUUGUCAUGGCUCUGGUAGUGAGGCGCUUUGAUAUUGAGUGUGCGUGGGACGAGUGGGAUUCUAAAAGGAACUUCAAGGGCCCGCAGAAUAUGGUCUGGGGGGAUCGUUGUUAUCAGGUUGGAGGAGACUCGCCGCCUCAUGUGAAGGAUGGCAUGCCUGUUCAUGUAAGGGUUCGGGGGUGA
Aspergillus terreus NIH2624 is the source of this 1725-nucleotide messenger RNA. RefSeq names its product cytochrome P450. Lineage: Eukaryota; Fungi; Ascomycota; Eurotiomycetes; Eurotiales; Aspergillaceae. The coding region runs from base 1 to 1725 and encodes 574 amino acids. The transcript is spliced from 4 exons. The record is from RefSeq and is a predicted model, not a curated record. Gene Ontology annotation, molecular function: oxidoreductase activity, acting on paired donors, with incorporation or reduction of molecular oxygen; iron ion binding; monooxygenase activity.